Molecule: messenger RNA, 1467 nt
Organism: Closterium sp. NIES-65
Lineage: Eukaryota; Viridiplantae; Streptophyta; Zygnematophyceae; Desmidiales; Closteriaceae
Source: the annotation of a GenBank genome assembly
AUGGCUCGGGGGAGCAGUAUUCUGGGCUUGGAGAUUGGGGAGGGGAAUGCUGAUUGUUCUCCAUGCGAACCUUACCUAUUUGGAAAGUCGGCCGAAAAGUCGUUUCCCCAUGAGGCGUCUCGUGCACUCGGGCCUUUGGAUGAGGUCCAUAUGGACUUGUGGGGUCAUGUGCGCACUGCUUCGCUGGGAGGAGUGUUGUAUGUCCUCAGUCUCAUUGACAACUUCACUAGACGAGUUUGGUCAUUCCCCCUUCCCAACGAGGAAUUUGCCACAGUCGCCAAUGUCCUUCGCCAGUGGCAUAGGGACUUGGAGUUGGAGCGUGGGCGGAAACUUAAAGUUGUUCGCUUAGUCAGGGGUGGCGAGUUUCUGGGGGAUGCUGUGAAAUCAUGGAAGGCUGAGUUUGGCAUCAAAACUCAACUAAGCACCACGGAUACACUGCAGCAGAAUGAGGUUGUGGAGAGGUGGCACAGGACGGUGGCAGAAGGGAUCCGCACAUUGUUGGUCGACUGUGGUCUUCCUGCUCGCUUAUGGGGUGAAGCAUUGAUGUGGGUCGUGUGGGUGAAGAACAGGGUCACCCACAGUGCUUUGCCUGCCUCCAUCACCCCAAUGGAGGCGUGGUCCGGCCAAAAGCCGCAUGUGGGCAUGGCUCGGGUAUGGAGUUGCAUGGGGAGUGUCAUGUUGCAUCGGCAUGAGAAGGGUGGCAAGCUUGAUGCACGCGCUGUCAUGUGUAUCUCUGUCGGGGUGGAAAUGGAGAGCAAGGGCUGGCGCAUGCUGAACCCUUUUCUCAUGCGCAUUCACAUUGCUCGAGAUGUUGGUUUUCUUGAGAAUGUGAUGUGGAAGGAUUGGGACAAGGGCAAGGGCUUUGGGGAGCUUCUGCAAGGUGCAGCUGAGAUUUCCCAGCUCCUCCCCCUCCCACUCUCGUCACCCUCAGCAGCGGUUGAUGACGCGGACAUGCCACUUUCAUCACCACCACCGGCACCGCUGAGUGUGUUGGUGCACCAACAGCCCGCCCCUCUGCAGCAGCUCAGCGGCCCCUUGGUCAUUCAGUGGAGAUCCGCUACCCCGGCAACUUCCUCUUCCUCCUCCUCUGGUCAGCAUCCUGUCACUCUCUCUUUGAGUGCACUUAUGCCACCUGUGACUACCUCCCCACCACCGGUUACAUGGUUGCAAGUGCUUCGUAUCCAGUCUGGUAGAGGUGGUGAGGAGGUAGGGGGGGGGGUGCUGGUGUGGUUGAAGGAUGACGUGCUUGGCCAGGGAGGUGGAGGUUGUUGCACUAGCAGGUCGGUCAAGGAUGGGCGGUUGGAGAUUGGCCAGGAGAAGUAUGUCCAUGAUCUUCAGGCCAGGUUUGUUGAUCUGCUGAGAGAGACACAUAGGGUGCACACUCCCAUGUCACCCAAUGAUCUCUCUAAGAUCAUGAAAGGUACUUGGUCGAGUGAGGAAGGUGCUGCAGCUGAUGUCAAGGUGUAA